ACCAACUUUUCCUCAGGCAAAAAAGAUGAAUGUUUGAUCUGCAGAACUCCUUGUCGUACAGUAUUCCUUUCAAAAGAGAUUUCAGAAUUUCAAGAAAAAAAUCGUAAACAUUUGCUAGCAUACCACAGAGAAAAGAGAGUAAAGCUGGAAGAAUCUCUGAGGAAAGCAAGGCAGCAACUGCAUCAGAUACAAUGUAUGAAACCUCCUCAGCAAGCUACUCAACUGCCAUUUGCCAGUACAAGCAGAAACCCACUUUCCAUGCCUUCAAGAAGACUGAAUGGGUAUUCCUCAUAUUCUCGUCAACCUAGUCAUCCUUCUACUUCUGAAACAAUGGAGUCAAUGGAGGUUGAUCCUGUACCUUCACCAAUGAGGAAACCUGAGACAAUGACUGGUCCAGCAAGAUUAUCAGUUAUAACUCCACCACAGGAUGGACGCAUGGGUAGUGUAUCCUACAGAAGUUCUCAGUCAUCUGGAAUAACAUCAAGUCAAACUACAGCAGUAACUACCAGAUCCACACCUAUAGGACUACCACAUAAUGGAUGUUCACUUAUAUCACCAUCCGGAUCACAAAACAGUAGGAGGGGAUCAUGGUCUGCUUCUGAUUUCAGAACUCCUCCAUUGUAUCAAUUUACAUUACCUUCACCACAGUCAUCUGUAGCAAGACCUCCAAUCACCAUCUCUGGAAUUCUACAAAGACAACAUUUAGGAUCAGCUAGUUUUGGAGGACAAACAGCGGAAAGAUAAGCAAAAAUCCGUGAUUUAUUUUGUUCAGUAAGCAUUUUGAAAAGCUGUGCACUGUUGUUGGAUAUCAAAGUGUUUGUAAUUUCUAUAAAAUGUCAAAGUAGCAUAAAACAACUAUUAUUCAGCAUGAAUAAUGUAUCUAAAACUUGCCAGUAAAAUCUAUAGUAACUUUAAGCAGGAUUACAAAAGAUUCUGGCUUUUUAAAGGAAUUUUGGUUUAAAAUAUACUGUAAGAAUUGUAAAAAUAAAUUGCUUUUGUUAAUGAAGUGUUAAGACAAAAGAAUGCUUUUAUAUUCAAUGAGCUCUUCUUCCUGUAAAUGCAGUGAACUGCAGCAGAACUGAUUUUAAAUAGUUGUGCCUGUACAGAUGAACCCCUGUCCAAAAACUAUUUUACUGUUAGACAUUAAAUCAAAUAGACAUUUGAUUCCAAAAUCCAAAUUUGGGUUCUUAUUCAAGAGAUUACCUUUUGUUUGCAUGGUAAGGAAUAUGGUUUGAGGGCAAUCGUAGCCUAGUAGGCUCUUCAGAACUUGUAAGACAGUAUCUAUACAGCAUUCCAAGAAGCUUAUCAUUUGAUUUAGGUAGCAAUGCUGUCUUCUCAAAAAUGCAAUAAAAUGGAAGAACUGGUUUGAAGAGGUACAUCAUGCCAGAGGCUACCUUUCCUCUCAUAGAAUAGCGGAUGAGUGCUCUGUCUGGAAGGUCCCAGACUGCCAACUCUCCCAUUGAAAUUCCCACCAUUACUGUGUAUGUCUGGAUAAAUUUUGCUGGACUGAAUAACUGUUUUGUUUUAUUUUUGCCUAACUUUAGCCCUAUUUAAAAAAUAGGAAAACUAUAAGAUACGUUUGAGACUAAGUCCAGCUAGUGAAUGAUACAACUUUUUGGGGGUUAAAAUGUUUUGUUUGACCUAAAAGAAAGUCUAAAAUAGUAAAGAGAGUACAAAGGUGUUCUUCAUUUUUGCUGCCUACUUAACU
Centrocercus urophasianus (Greater sage-grouse) is the source of this 1708-nucleotide messenger RNA. It is a transcript of the gene RNF212, whose product is annotated as ring finger protein 212. The transcript has 11 exons. Lineage: Eukaryota; Metazoa; Chordata; Aves; Galliformes; Phasianidae. Gene Ontology annotation, biological process: homologous chromosome pairing at meiosis; reciprocal meiotic recombination; protein sumoylation. Gene Ontology annotation, cellular component: synaptonemal complex. The record is from RefSeq and is a predicted model, not a curated record. The coding region runs from base 196 to 744 and encodes 182 amino acids. Gene Ontology annotation, molecular function: SUMO transferase activity.